AUGCUUUUUGGAUUUUCGGGUUUUUAUAGACAAGUUCGGAUUAAUGUGCUCAUCGAUGGAAAACUUCACUUCUUUUGCGGAAAAGGGCAGACGCAGACAGAUCUGCAGGCGAUAGGUUCCAUUACCAUAGAUAUUGAAGAGCCAUCGCUAAGUGUUAUAAGCUUGCCAGCGAAACUUGAGAAAAGUUUAAAGGUUCUAGGAGAACUUUACGGAGUUUUAUGUGUUUGCGCUAUACACGGUGGAAAGCUCAGAGUGUGGAAGCGAGACGAAGCUGGUGAAAAGUGGAGAUUGUUUCUAGAUCAAGCUUGUCCAGAUGCAAAUUCCUGGGAUUGCAUCUCUGUGGCCUUGGAUACCAUUGUGUUGACUAAGGAAAGUUGUGUGUGUCUCUAUAAGUUCGAUACAGGUUUUCACCAGUGCAAUAUCCCAGGGUGUAGAGACGUCUUCUCAUACCCCCAGAGUCUCUUCCUCAGCCGUGAAGAAGGCUGCUGUGACCAAGUGAGUACUGUUUGA
Messenger RNA from Microthlaspi erraticum, 510 nucleotides. The record is from the annotation of a GenBank genome assembly. NCBI's taxonomy places the organism in Eukaryota, Viridiplantae, Streptophyta, Magnoliopsida, Brassicales, Brassicaceae.